UAUUCUACUACAUCCAUCCAUAGAUGCUGUAAACUGCACGUACGAUUUUGACAGGCAGAGAGCGGUCCGUAGUAGUAAACUUGAUAGGCGGAGGAAGCGCUAGCACUCCUCUAAAAAGACUAUAAUGUUCUCUAAGCACCGGAUUAGGGAAUAUUACACCACCAUUUUAGGACUUGAUAGCUAAUUAAUAAAUUUAGGUUUUUCUUUUUUCUCUUGAUGAAUGCAUGAGCUUGUAAGGUAAAUUAAAAUAUGUCGAGCCAACAAUCGCAAAGAGUUCGAAAAAAUGUUUCACCCGGUGGAGCUACAAAGCAAGGUCCUAUCAGGGCUACAGUACCUUUAUCCCUGAUGCAAACCUGUAGUCCAACGAGAUGUCUAAAAAGUAGUCCUUCUAAUUCACCACCAGUUAAUUGGGCUAACGAAGGAAGCAAAGUCAAAACAAGACUGUCUCCUGAUAAUCGGAUAUCGCCAGAAACCCAGUCCACUACCUCUCCUGUAUAUAGAGCAGAUAAGUCUAAGACCUUGGCCAAGAAUGUCAGUUCUGCCCCUUAUAUUAGGAGAACAGCAUCAGUGGAUACCAUCUAUCUGCUGGGACAGUGGCAAAGAGAUGCCCUCUACCUCAGCUAUUGUGGACGUCUCAUGAUGGAUAGGGCUACACAGACUCCAGAAGAAUUUGAAGAGGCUGAUCGAAGACUAUCUCAAAAGAAAGGAUCUUCAAUUUCUGGAGAAACAUUAGAAAUGAAAUUUAUCCGCCAGCGCCUGCAAAGGACCAAUCAUAACAGCCGCCUCACGGGGCCCUCCAGCUCUUACCAAAGGCAGAGUCCCGUUCAAGGGGACCACCAUGCCAUAUCAUCGUCCACCUGUGGAGCCACAUCUCCUAUUCUGCCGUCCAUCUCUCCCCACCACCAGGGGGCACAACUUGCUGCUAGCAAUGGCAACAAUGCCAGUGCCACCUAUUCCUCUUUUGCCUCUGCAUCAUCGCGUGCUCUUCCUAUUCCAAUCCCUGACAUUCCGAAGCCUCUGAUUCCAAGAAUGAGAAGUAGUGUCGAGGGUCUUAAUCAGGAAAUAGAACGGAUAGUUUUAAGAGAAAUUUCUAACACUGACGGUGAAGAAAGUGAUAGAGCAUUGGAACCUACUCCAGAAGGGCACAGAGCACCAAUUGCUGAUUUGUUCCGAAACACACAAAGUGUUAAUACUCAAACUCCUUUCGAUCGUGGUUCCAGUAGUCAGAGUAGUAACAGUUCCCACAGUGGCAGCCAAUCUAUUUCUCCUGUUGUACCAAUCAUACCUGGUCAAAUGGAUAGUUCUAGGCCCUCGAGUAAUGAAGGAAGUAAAGACUCUCCAGAUUUAGAAGGAUAUACUAAUAAAUUGGCAACCAGUCCUCAUAUUAAUAAAUUUCUUGCUAGAGAGCCCCCUGAUGGAUGUGAGAAAGUGAAAAUAGCUGAGGAAACUAGGAGCUCUGUUUGUGCUGAUUUUCAAGAGUUUAGUUGUCCCAAGCCCAGUAUGCAUUUUGUUCUGUUACCCAGUCAAAGAUCCGCAUUUGAUCCCCUCUGCAAGAACUGUGGCGCUAUAUCUACUCCAAACGGGGACAUCAUCAAACCUGGUGCUCCAUCCGCUAGUAAAAGACUUCAAUAAAUUUAAGUAAAUUAAAUUAUAUGGGGGAAAAAACCAUCCACCAUAAAACCUCUGUCUUCACCUUUAUGACAAAAUUGUUUCAUAGCAAAAAGAAAAAUGUCCAAAAUCCCACAGCAUGGAGGUUAACAAAAGAAAUAUUAAUUAAAUACUGUUAGUAGGUUUAGAGUUUGAUUCACUCGUGUUUAUCAAGCUAUGAAUCGUGUCUCCUCAAUGAUUCAGAAUACGAUAUGUUUUUUCCUCAUGACAAUUUUGAUUAUUUUGUGUCUGUGUGUGUCUGUAUUAUGUUUAAUCUAGACAGUGUUGCAUAUUUGCCUUUCUUAAUGUGAGUGUUAAUUUGUGGUCAAUAUAUAUUGACAAACAAAUUAUUUAUAUGUUAGUUGAGUGUAAUGAGUUACUUUUUUGUUUACAAUGAGUUAUUGGCCAGCUUAGAUUCUUAAAAUUUUAAAGCAAGUUUCUUUUUUUUCUUUCUGAAAUUCAAAACUACUAUCUUUUAUUUUAAAUACUGUAGAGCUCCGAUUAUCCAGACCGGUUGGGACCUAAGUCAAUUUGGCAAAUUAAAAAUCUAAGUGAUUGAAAACUUUAAGAAAAACUGCUAUGAAUAAUGGUUUAGUCUACUUCCUUUGACGCAUAUUCUAAGCUUAAGAUUGGAAAUUAUUUUGGAGAGAAUUAAACAUUUUGCAUUCAUCUUCGAAUUUAACUUAUUCAUUGUUUUUCAUUUUACAUUAUUGUUUUUUUUCUUCCUUUUUUGAAAUAAAAACUGAUGCAAAGUUUAAAAUCGAAUUGCAAUUUUUUUUAAUACCUUGUACUCGUAAUGUGCCAAUGCCAUAUACAAGGGCUAUUUUAAUGUUUUCGUCUUUUUUUUUCACUCUUUUUAACUAUAUAAAUUUUUUUAUGCGACAACAGUAUGAUUCUUUUGCCUAUUUCAGACACAUUUAAAAACAUCUUUUACUCUUUAAAAACUUGCAAGAAAAAACUGUUUUCAAAGUCGUAAAAAGGGAAUUUUUUUUUGUCCCCCUAAAAAAAAAUUUUUUUUUUUGGAGCAAAAUGCACGAUCCUGAUCAUUCCAGAUAAACAGUGCUUUACUGUAUUUUAUUUUUAAAAAAAUUUCUGUGCUUCUUUACCAACUAAUUGUUCGUUGUGAAUAUUUAUCUACUAGUUAAAUAAUAGUUUCAUUAGCCAUUUAUAGAAAUUUUUUCAAAAACAUUUUCAUCAUGAGUGUAUAUCAGAUUUUGGACCAUACAUGCAUGUGACUUAUUCUUUUUAGAUCUUGUUAAGGGAAAGAGGAAAAAAGGUUAUAUAGAUAUGCCAUUUAUGACUUGUCUAUCUGAUGUAAAAUUGUUUCUCUUGAAAAGCAUUUUCUUAAAAAAUAAUUAUACAUUCUGCAAAGCUUCAUUUACAAUUAUUUGGUUUUUGACAGUUUAUAUUUUCUGCAUCCUCUUGAUGAAAUAUGAGCUGAUGUACUAUUUUUGUAUCUGGAUUAUGUUUAUUGAAAAAGCCGAGGAAGUAACGUUUUUAACAGUUUAAGCCUUUAUUUAUUAAGGAAUUUUGUUAAUGAAGAUGAAUGUAUGGGUUAAAAAAAUAGUAACAACCUAUUGUGCCUGAUAGUAAUUUAAUUUUUUUUAAAUCAGAAUUUUACUGGGGAUUUAUCAUUCAUAUUUUUAAAUAUUUUAUUUUGUUUUAUUGUUAUUUCUUAAAAUUUAAAUUUUUUUAAAUAUUAAUUUACUUUUUUGUUACUAUUUAAAAAAGUGAAAGAGAUGAGCAUUUUUAGAAAUGGUCGAAACAUUAAAAGGCAAUUAUUUUUCAAAAACCUGCUUACACUCAGAAGAAUUUUUAUAACCGCAACUAAAACUGUAUUGUGAAUAAUAUAUUUUUUAUUAUCCUUCUUUACUGAAAUUGCAGUAUUUUUUUGCAACUAAGUAGAAAAUAAAUGUAGUUUCUUACUGUUAUUUUCCCUUUCAUUAAUCUCUGAUUUAAAAAUCUGUGUAGAAAAAGAAAAAAAUUCUUUUUUUAUUCUUUACUUUAAAAAAUUAAUUCAGUCUGAGAUUUGCUUCAAAAAGUAUUUUCUACUCAAAAUUGCAUAUGUUUUUUAAAAACAAUUUGAUUUUCACAGAUGUGAAAUGCAAAUGAAUCAAGGAAACAAUUUCCGAAAUAAUUCAUUUGUAGUUUUUUUUUUUUUUUUAAUGAUUUGGCAUUAAGUUCCACAGUUUAUAUGAAAGCGGCCUUAAGGGAUAGUUGAGAAGCUCACACUUCAGACUUAUCAAUUUUUAUUUAUUAAAAAGAAAAACCAGCAGACCUAUUUACUUGACCAUGCUUGAUAAAUUGAGUGAUAAUGACACUACAUAUUUAAAAUUCUUAAAAAUUUUAUGGCAUAUUCAGUGAAUAAGUCUGUAGAGGUUUUAACUCAUCUAAGUUUCCCGAGUUUACUGAAUCUUGAACAGGGAAGAAAAAAGUCUUUGUAUCUAAUAUGGUUAAAUAGUUAUGACAAACAGCCAGGGUUGUGUUAAGGCAUAAUGAGACCUAUUAUAUAUCAUGAGAAUAUUAUUUGGCCAAACUAUCCAAAACAUAACUAUAUUCAGAAAUAUUGAAAAUGUUUAUGAAUUUCAACUACAAUUAAACUUAUUUUCGAGAAAAACCUUUUUAAUUUUUUUCAAAAAUAAUUACAUUAACCAUUAAUGUUUGAUUAAAUCUCCAUGUCAGCAAAAAACAUCCUGUAUGAAAUUGCAAAUCUUGAGUAGUAGUAAGAAUUACCAAACAUACAAAUUUAAAAAAUUGAAGGAAACAAAUUAGAAUUUUACGUUUUUACUAAAUUUUUUAUGCUUGGCCAGCAGAGAGAGACCUCUGAAAAUUGUAAGGGUUUUAUCAAUGAAUACGGAGAAAACCAAAAACUUGGGACUUAAAGCAAAAGAAGAAAAUAUUAGUGAAUUGGAUGAAAGGCAGAAAGAAAUAACAUGACCUGAUAUAGUUUGUUUAUCUAUAUUCCAAAUUUUACUUUUAAAAAUGCAUAAAACUUUUAAAGAUUCUAAAUGGAAAACUGCAAAACAUUACCCUUAAAGCCUAAUAAUUGGAAAAUCCCAAAAAUCGACUUUACCUUCAUAUAUUUUAGAGAUCCCUAAACAAUAAAAAAGCCUGGAACUAUAAGUCCAGUAGUCCCCCUCUUAAUCUGACUCUUUAAAAAUGUCCUAAAAUUAGCAGAGUUGUUUACCUCACUUGGUUCCUCCAAAUGUCACAUUCUUACUAGGUGUCAUUAUCAUGUUAACUGUUUAUAGAACUACAUAUAAUUUAAUUUUUAAUCAGUAAAAAGUCCUGCCAACUUCAUAAAUUAUUUUGAGAUGCCUAACUAUAAAAAUUUAGCUCUUUUUUUGCUUUGUUUGAAAAUUUUUCUACGAGAAAUCACUUAGCAAGGAACCUAACAAUUU
Molecule: messenger RNA, 5048 nt
Organism: Parasteatoda tepidariorum (common house spider)
Lineage: Eukaryota; Metazoa; Arthropoda; Arachnida; Araneae; Theridiidae
Product: protein FAM117B
Source: RefSeq, a predicted model, not a curated record